UCACACCUAUAUAAGUUAAUAACCACCAUAAACAAUUUUCCCAUAUCUUGAUCAUAAUACCAAACUUUUCAAUUUCAAAAUUCACCACCAUGGUCUCCCUUCAUACCUCUCUUUCUCCAAGCCGAAGAAAAAUCAUCCCAGAAUUGGAGAAUUUGUUCAAGAAGAGGAAAUUGCAUGAUGACGAUGAUCGGCCUGAUCAAGCUUCUCGAAACAUCCCUGAUCACCCCAUCAAAGGCCAACCCAUGAUCAAGUCCGCACCUGACACAGAGCUACAGCUCGAGACUCCUACACCUAUGGAGUGGCAACGUUGCCUUGAUAUCAAGUCGGGGCAGAUAUAUUUCUACAACACAAGAACAAAUAAGAGGAUGCUAACCGAUCCAAGGUCAAGCCCAGAGCCACCACAGCCAAGUCAUGGUCACAUGAGCUUAGACCUCGAACUUAACCUACCAUGUGGCUCAUCAGGUAAAACUCAGGUGACAAAUAUUUUCACGAAGAACAGCACCUCAAAUUCCUUGGGCGAUGAUCAUGAACUCCUCGUAAAUUCGAGUGCAACCAAGAACAACAACAAUAAUCAAAAAGGAGGUCUAACGCGGUCUCCCUCAUGGUUGACAUUCGAAGGAUCAGAGCAAGAGAUGGUGGCGGCUGCUUGCAAGAAGUGUCAUAUGUUGGUUAUGAUGUGCAAGUCUUCACCGUCUUGUCCAAACUGCAAAUUCAUGCAUCCUCCAGAACAAACCUCUCCAAGUCUUUUAAAACGAAGGCUAAGCCUUUUGUGCUAAUUAAAAUUUCUGUUGUAUCAAAUAAUAUAUUUAGCAUGCUUUUCAGAAUCAUCAUCAACCGUGAUCAUAUAUGUUAUAUAUCUAUGGUGCAAAUGUUUAUCGAUAUCCAACCUGCACCUGUAAUUUA
Coffea eugenioides is the source of this 903-nucleotide messenger RNA. RefSeq lists its product as uncharacterized. The record is from RefSeq and is a predicted model, not a curated record. Lineage: Eukaryota; Viridiplantae; Streptophyta; Magnoliopsida; Gentianales; Rubiaceae. Gene Ontology annotation, molecular function: protein binding. The coding region runs from base 90 to 776 and encodes 228 amino acids. The transcript has 2 exons.